AACAAGAAAUGAACAGUAUCACCCACAAUUCCGUGCUUUUGCAUUUGUAUCGUUGACUUUAAACACCGAUGACAGCCCAGGAUGGAGGCAGGUCUCUUUGUUCCAGUUUUUGCCAAGUAUGAAAACCAGAUCAACGUGUUCUCUGAAUUCCUAGAUGAUUUACCAGACACUGAAGAUCCAGUCUGGGUUUUAGGACAAUCUUAUCAUGUUAAAACAGAAAAGUCAGAGCUUCUUUCUGAUGUGUGUUCACGGCUCUGGUUCACGUACAGGAGAAAGUUCAGCCCUAUCGGAGGAACAGGUCCGUCGUCAGACACAGGCUGGGGCUGCAUGCUGCGCUGUGGACAGAUGAUCCUGGCACAGGCCCUCGUCUGCAGCCAUCUUGGGAGAACCUGGCGGUGGGUGAGUGAGGAGAGUCAGCCAGCCGAGUACCAGCGCAUCCUCCACUGCUUUCUGGAUAGAAAAGAUAGCUGUUAUUCAAUUCACCAGAUGGCUCAGAUGGGGGUGGGCGAGGGUAAAUCUGUCGGAGAGUGGUAUGGUCCGAACACAGUAGCACAAGUCCUCAGGAAACUCACACUGUUUGAUGAUUGGAGUUCGUUAGCUGUGUACGUGUCAAUGGACAACACCGUCGUGAUCGAAGACAUCAAGAAGCAGUGUCAUCAGGAAGCGAGGUCCAGUCGGUGUAUCUGUGGAGGUGUAGAAGUUCCUCCAUCGGGCGAAUCAUCAUCAGGACACAAACUAACAGACGGCCGAGAGCAGCGCCAGGCUCCGUCCCCCGUAUACCAUUCCCAACAGUAUUCCCAACAGCAUUCCCAGCAUUCCCUGGAUUGGAGGCCUCUGCUGCUUCUUAUCCCACUCCGCAUGGGCAUCAACAACAUCAACCCCAUCUACAUCCAGGCCCUGAAAGAAUGUUUUAAGAUGCCUCAGUCUUGUGGAGUGCUUGGUGGAAAACCCAACCUGGCUUAUUACUUUAUUGGAUUUAUAGAUGAUGAGCUGAUUUAUCUGGACCCUCACACCACCCAGUCAGCUGUGGACUCGGAGACGGACCUCGGGGUGGAUGACCAGAGCUACCACUGCCAGAGGAGUCCUCAUCGCAUGAAGAUCACCAGCCUGGACCCUUCUGUAGCACUGGGCUUCUUCUGUAAGAGUGAGGAGGACUUCGACAGCUGGUGUAAUCAGGUUCAGCAGGAGAUCCUGAAGAAGCGGAACUUGCGGAUGUUUGAGCUGGUGGAGAAGCAUCCGUCUCACUGGCCUCCGUUCAUUCCUCCAACUAAACCUGAGGUGCAGACCACAGGAGCAGAGUUCAUCGAGUCCACAGAUAAGCUGUUCGAGUCUGAGGAGGAGUUUGAGAUCCUGAAUGUGUGAGCUCCACACGUUUAACCUUCAUGCAAUCAAAGAAAGUUUGAAGGCUGAAUCAUCAGCUUUCUACUGAUCCACACCACACAAGUGCCUCAGAUCAACACCAAGCACAACACCCAUACUGCAAAAAAUAACUUCAAAAACCCCACAAUAAUACACCAGGACCUACAGACCACGGAACGGUCAGAGUUCCUGCAUGAAGGACAGUCGGUAUUCACAGCAGAAACGCCUGAUCUCACUGUCUCUCUCUGGAAUACGGGGUAAACGAGAAAAAGCCAAGGAUUACUGUAGCUACUAUGUGUGAUUUUAGCUCCAUUCAUAGUCAGACCAGUGUGUGUGUGUGUGUGUGUGUGUGUGUGUGUGUGUGUGUGUGUGUGUGUUUGUAAAACUGUUUGGAGAACCCUCCGGUUGCAUUAACUGCAUUGUACUGUAUGAUGACAUUUCUUACUCCAUAGGACCUGUGAGAGAACAAGCCUGGAGAUGUCUUUUUAGAACACACACACACACACACACACACACACACACACACACACUACCUCCUGAAUCCAGGAGUAGGAGUCAGAUAUGCAGAAAUGUGUAUUCAGUGUUAUAUGAGGGGAAAUGAUGAACACGGUAAAGUGCCUGUUGGAGUGAUUUGGGUAACUGUUUCUUUUCCCUCGUAAUCAGACAAGUUAAAUAAUAAACCCCUAAUUCUUAAACAAAUUGCACAUUCAUGUAAAUAUGCUUGAAAAUAAAGAUAUUUAAUGCACCUUC
Ictalurus furcatus (blue catfish) is the source of this 2109-nucleotide messenger RNA. It is a transcript of the gene atg4a, whose product is annotated as autophagy related 4A, cysteine peptidase. Gene Ontology annotation, molecular function: protein-phosphatidylethanolamide deconjugating activity. The transcript is spliced from 13 exons. The coding region runs from base 82 to 1362 and encodes 426 amino acids. The record is from RefSeq and is a predicted model, not a curated record. Lineage: Eukaryota; Metazoa; Chordata; Actinopteri; Siluriformes; Ictaluridae.